Oncorhynchus keta (chum salmon) is the source of this 1122-nucleotide messenger RNA. Its product is annotated as scavenger receptor cysteine-rich type 1 protein M130-like. The transcript is spliced from 6 exons. Gene Ontology annotation, cellular component: membrane. The annotation marks the transcript as partial. The record is from RefSeq and is a predicted model, not a curated record. NCBI's taxonomy places the organism in Eukaryota, Metazoa, Chordata, Actinopteri, Salmoniformes, Salmonidae.
AGAGAAGUCAUAAAGCCUAGCAGUAUUUUCCACUCUUCAGUCCACUCUUUAUGACAGCAGACUGUGGAGCCCCAGUUAGAGACAGAUAUGAUACCUGCACUGAUACUGAUGACCCUGUUGUGGAGCACAGAUCUCCAGGCUCAAAGCGUCAGUCCACCAGCUGAACUCUCAGUCAGACUGGUGAAUGGGACCACUUCCUGUUCUGGGACAGUGGAAGUCCUCUACAGAGGAAAGUGGACAGGUGUAUGUUUUAGUUGGUGGUGGAGAAUAAUGAGAGAGGCUAAUGUUGUGUGUAGAGAGCUGGACUGUGGGAAUCCUGUUGCUGAAUCUAGAGGACGUCUGGUUGAAUAUGAGAGAAUAGGAGUCAUACUAUAUAGUAUUUGCAGGGGAAAUGAGUCUUCUAUUAGACAGUGUGUCAACAGAGGAGACUCUGGUGUCUGUGAUGGUAAAUAUUAUCAUCAUGUGACCUGUUCAGAGUCUGUGCGGCUUGUGGAUGGAGCUGGUCUCUGCUCUGGGAGAGUGGAGGUGAAGUCCAAUCAGUCCUGGGCCUCAGUGUGUGAAGCUGACUUUGACCAGCAGGAUGCAGAGGUAGUCUGUAGGGAUGUUGGCUGUGGGGCUCCUGCAGCUCUACAGGGGGGGCUCUAUGGAGAAGGUGAGGGUCAGACCUGGGAUAAAGAGUUCCAGUGUAAAGGUAAUGAGUCCCUUCUCCUGGACUGUGACAUCUCAGACAGAGAGAAUAACACCUGCCUACCUGGUAAUGCUGUUGGACUCACCUGCUCAGAGCCUGAUGAUGUGAGGCUGGUGGGAGGAGGCAGUCGCUGUGCUGGUGGAGUGGAGUGGUACGACCAGGGAGAGUGGAGGACUGUGGGAGCUGAGGACGAAGACCAGAGGAAUGUAGCUGCAGUAGUGUGUAGACAGCUGGGUUGUGGCUCCACUGUUUCAGUACCACCUGGAAACACCACUAGAGAGUUUAGAGUUUACUGUUCUGGGUCUGAGUCUUCACUGAGGGAGUGUAGAAGAAUGUAUUAUCUCCAUCCUGAACUCACAGUGAUCUGCUCAGAUCUCCUGGUCCAGCCUGAUAUCUUCCUGACUGACCCAAUGGGAGGGGUCUUCAGGGCCACC